AUGCGGCUUGCAGCCCAGCAGGCUCUCUGCAAGGAGAGCCGUGUGUCCAGUUGCAGUGCUUAUGAGCGUGUGCAAGUGUCGGCUCAGCUGGGGAGCAGCAGGCCAGCUGAAGGACUGGGGGCCACUGUGAUGGUGCCGCCUCCCCUGGAGCCCUCGUUUGAGAUCUGCAGGACCAUUUAUAAGAAUCUGGAGAAUGCUGCUGAGGCAGCGGAGCAGUUUAAAUUAAUCCAGGCGGCGUACGAUGUGUUGAGUGACCCUCAGGAAAGAGCCUGGUAUGACAAUCACAGAGAGGCCCUGCUCAAAGGUGGCCUUGAUGGCGAGUACCAAGACGACAGCUUAGAUUUGCUGCACUAUUUCACUGUGACCUGUUACUCCGGCUAUGGAGAUGACGAGAAGGGUUUCUACACGGUGUAUCGGAACGUGUUUGAAAUGAUUGCAAAGGAAGAGCUAGAAUCCGUGUUAGAGGAAGACAAGGAGAAUUCCCCGUCCUUUGGAGACUCUCAGAGUGACUACGACACGGUGGUCCAUCCCUUCUACGCUUAUUGGCAGAGCUUCUGCACGCAGAAGAACUUCGCGUGGAAAGAGGAAUACGACACGCGGCAGGCCUCCAACCGCUGGGAGAAGCGAGCCAUGGAAAAGGAAAACAAAAAGAUUCGGGACAAAGCGAGGAGAGAGAAGAACGAACUGGUCCGACAGCUGGUCGCUUUCAUUCGGAAACGAGAUAAAAGGGUGCAGGCUCACCGAAAACUGGUAGAGGAACAGAACGCCGAGAAGGCGAGGAAAGCUGAAGAGAUGCGGCGGCAGCAGAAGCUGAAGCAGGCCAAGCUGGCAGAGCAGUACAAAGAGCAGAGCUGGAUGACCGUGGCCAAUCUGGAGAAGGAGCUCAGGGAGAUGGAGGCGCGCUACGGAAAGGAGUUUGGAGAUGGAUCGGAGGAAGAUGAGGUGGAGGAGCAAGAGCCCAGAGAUGGACAGGAGGGUAAGGACAGUGAAGAAGAAGAGGAUACCGAUCUUUUUGAUGACCUUUACUGCCCAGCAUGUGACAAAUCAUUCAAGACGGAGAAGGCCAUGAGGAAUCAUGAAAAAUCAAAGAAGCACCGGGAAAUGGUGGCCUUGCUGAAGCAGCAGUUGGAAGAGGAGGAGGAACAGUUUUCAGGACCACAAACGGAUGAAAAUGCGGGCAAUGCCAAUUCUGAGGACGAAGUGGACGACGUCCCCAAACAAAAGCUUUCUAAAAAACAGAAGAAAAAGAAACAGAAGCCAGCACAGAGUUAUGAUGACAAUUUGAAUGAAAAUGGAACUGGAGGAGUAAAAGUUGAUCCAGAAGAUACCAAUUUAAACCAAGACAGCGCCAAAGAUUUGGGAGACAGCCCCCAAGAAAACAACAGUGUCACCAAGACCACUGAACAGUGUGACAAUCCAAAAAGUAAUACUAAAAGUGUUUCUAAACCCAAAGGAAAGAAAGCCAAAGAUACCAAGAAACCUGCUGCCAGGGUGCCUGUCGAGUCAGAAACAAUGGGUGAUGUCCCGAUCAGCUGUUCAACCUGCCAUGGCGAAUUUCCAUCCCGGAAUAAGCUCUUUGAACAUCUAAAGGCCACGGGUCAUGCGAGAGCACUUUCAUCAUCAUCAUCUCUGAACAAUGUAGCAGGUAGUCGAAGCAAGAAAGAAAAACGUAGAAACAGAUAGGAAUUCUUCAACACCUUUUCUUUUUGACUGUAUUUAGUUUUCAAAACCAAAAACUGAACUGAAAACCAUCUAAGGAGUUAAAAUUUCAGUGAUCUGCAAUUUGUUGCAUUGUGGAAGAUUAUUUUUUAUCUUGUAAAAACUUUUUUGUUGUCUAAUAUAUAUUUUUAAACAUUUCACUAGUUAUUGACUGAAUUCUGCUCUUGCUAUUUGACUUGAAUGUCUCAAAACUGGUAAAUAUUAAAAAAAUGUGCAUUCUUGAUUUCUGUUGGCUCAUGGACAGAAAUGUACAGGGAAAAUUAAAUUAUUUUAACACACACA
Echinops telfairi (small Madagascar hedgehog) is the source of this 2001-nucleotide messenger RNA. RefSeq names its product DnaJ heat shock protein family (Hsp40) member C21 (gene DNAJC21). Bases 1 to 1683 code for a protein of 560 amino acids. The record is from RefSeq and is a predicted model, not a curated record. The transcript is spliced from 13 exons. Gene Ontology annotation, molecular function: nucleic acid binding; zinc ion binding. Gene Ontology annotation, cellular component: cytoplasm. Lineage: Eukaryota; Metazoa; Chordata; Mammalia; Afrosoricida; Tenrecidae.